This is a messenger RNA of Condylura cristata (star-nosed mole), 2840 nucleotides long. RefSeq names its product lamin B1 (gene LMNB1). The transcript has 11 exons. Lineage: Eukaryota; Metazoa; Chordata; Mammalia; Eulipotyphla; Talpidae. The record is from RefSeq and is a predicted model, not a curated record. The coding region runs from base 316 to 2076 and encodes 586 amino acids.
GUGUGUUUGUGUGUGUGUGUGUGUGCGUGCGCGUAUGUGCAUGCGCGUGUAUUCUUACAAAGGGCAUUUUACGAGUGAUUGAUUCGCAGCCCUCCCCCUUUGCCCUUUGUGUGGUAACCCCGCUCGCGCCAUCCCCGGUGCUGCUUCCUCCCCCCCCCCCCCCCCCCCCCCUGGCCUCUACGCGAGCGCGGGUCGCGGGUUUGUGCCUUCGUCCCUGCUUUGCUUCCUGCAGCCUCCUCGGGACCCUCGCUUAUCCCGGUUCAGCGCGCGGCCUCCUGAACCCCGCUUUCCCUGCCGAUCGUCCCGCCGCCCGCCAUGGCGACCGCGACCCCCAUGCAGCCGCGGUCCGGCAGCCGCGCCAGCGCUCCCGCCACGCCGCUGAGCCCCACGCGGCUGUCGCGGCUGCAGGAGAAGGAGGAGCUGCGCGAACUCAACGACCGGCUGGCUGUGUAUAUCGACAAGGUGCGCAGCCUGGAGACGGAAAACAGUGCGUUGCAGCUGCAGGUGACGGAACGAGAGGAGGUGCGUGGCCGCGAGCUCACCGGCCUCAAGGCGCUCUACGAGACCGAGCUGGCCGAUGCGCGACGCGCGCUGGACGACACGGCCCGCGAGCGCGCCAAGCUGCAGAUCGAGCUGGGCAAGUUCAAGGCCGAGCACGACCAGCUGUUACUCAAUUACGCUAAGAAAGAAUCUGAUCUUAAUGGAGCCCAUAUCAAGCUUCGAGAAUAUGAGGCAGCAUUGAAUUCUAAAGAUGCAGCUCUGGCUACUGCUCUUGGUGACAAAAAGAGUUUGGAGGGUGAUUUGGAGGACCUGAAGGAUCAGAUUGCCCAGUUGGAAGCCUCCUUAGCUGCUGCCAAAAAGCAGUUAGCAGAUGAAACUUUACUUAAGGUGGAUUUGGAGAAUCGUUGUCAGAGCCUCACCGAGGAUUUGGAGUUUCGCAAAAAUAUGUAUGAAGAGGAGAUUAAUGAGACCAGGAGGAAGCAUGAAACUCGCUUGGUAGAGGUGGAUUCUGGGCGCCAGAUUGAGUACGAGUACAAGCUGGCUCAGGCCCUUCAUGAGAUGAGAGAGCAGCACGAUGCCCAAGUGAAACUGUACAAGGAAGAGCUGGAGCAGACGUACCACGCCAAGCUUGAGAAUGCCAGACUGUCCUCAGAGAUGACUACUUCUACUGUCAACAGUGCCAGAGAAGAGCUGAUGGAAAGUCGGAUGAGAAUUGAGAACCUUUCAUCUCAGCUUUCUAAUCUACAGAAAGAGUCAAGAGCAUGGUUGGAAAGGGUUCAAGAGCUGGAGGACUUGCUUGCUAAAGAAAGAGACAACUCUCGGCGCAUGCUGACUGACAAAGAGAGAGAGAUGGCAGAAAUAAGAGAUCAGAUGCAGCAACAGCUGAAUGAUUAUGAACAACUGCUUGAUGUCAAGUUAGCUCUGGACAUGGAAAUCAGUGCUUAUAGGAAACUCUUAGAAGGCGAAGAAGAGAGAUUGAAGCUCUCGCCAAGCCCUUCUUCCCGUGUGACAGUUUCCCGAGCAUCGUCAAGUCGCAGUGUGCGUACAACCAGGGGGAAGCGGAAGCGAGUUGAUGUGGAAGAAUCGGAGGCCAGCAGUAGUGUUAGCAUCUCUCAUUCUGCUUCAGCCACUGGGAACGUCUGCAUUGAAGAGAUAGAUGUUGAUGGGAAGUUUAUCCGCUUGAAGAACACCUCUGAACAGGAUCAACCAAUGGGAGGGUGGGAGAUGAUCAGAAAAAUAGGCGACACAUCAGUCAGUUACAAAUAUACCUCAAGAUAUGUGCUGAAGGCAGGCCAGACUGUUACGAUCUGGGCUGCAAAUGCUGGUGUCACGGCCAGUCCUCCUACCGACCUCAUCUGGAAGAACCAGAACUCCUGGGGCACUGGCGAAGAUGUGAAGGUUAUAUUGAAAAAUUCUCAGGGAGAGGAAGUUGCGCAGAGAUGUACAGUCUUUAAGACAACCAUACCUGAAGAGGAAGAAGAGGAGGAAGAAGCAGCUGAGUUGGCUGUUGAGGAAGAAAUUUUCCACCAGCAGGGAACUCCAAGAGCAUCUAAUAGAAGCUGUGCAAUUAUGUAAACUUCUCAAAUCAACUGUCUUCCUCAGAGUAAAGACAUAUGGUAAUCCUUACCUACAUACAGUGCAGAGCCUUCUCAGAAGCACAGAAUAUUUUUAUAUUUCCUUUAUGUGAAUUUUUAAGCUGCGAAUUGAUGGCCUUAAUUUCCUUUUUUGACACUGAAAUGUUUUGUAAAAGAAAUCAUAUCCAUACACUUUGUUGCAAGAUGUGAAUUAUUGACACUGAACUAACUGUACUGUUUGGAAAGGGUCCCUCAAAUUUUUGACAUUUUUUGUAUUCUAUGUGGGUUUUUUUUUUGUUUUUUGUUUUUUUUUGUUUUUAAGUUCUUGUGAGAAGGGGAGGGAAGGGUAAUAAACCACUGUGUAUCUGGGUAUAAUAUGAAGAUUGCUUUAUCUAGUUUAGCAAUCUGCUCUUGAUUAUUCUCUGCUAUCUAUAACGGUGCUGUGAGGGCGGGGAAAAGCAUUUUUCAACAUAUUGAACUUUUGUACUGAAUUUUUUUGUAAUAAACAAUCAAGGCUACAACUUUUUUUUUUUUUUUAAAUAGAAAAGAGAAAUUUUGUAAGAAGGCAAUAUUAACCUAAUCAUCAUGUAAGCAACUCUGGAUGAAGGAUUCCGCAAAACUUUGUUUUAUGGUUACUUAGAUAAUUCAUGAGGGGAAGUGGGAGGGAAGGGCAGCUCUUAAAACGCAUUAGUUGUGUUUUUUAAGAUAGUGUAACUUGCUUAAAUUUCUUAUGUGACAUUAACAAAAUAAAGCUGUUUUAAUAUU